AUGAAUACUAACUCUCUUGUUCUUGCUCCUGGGGGCGACGUGAUUUUAGUCGUAGGUGGGAAGCGAUUUCGCAUACAUGUGGACUCUCUCUUUCUCAAACGGCAUUCAACGGUUUUUGCAGCUCUACUUGGUCCAAACUUUCGCGAAGGUCAAGAUUUGAAUACCUCAUCUCCAAGGGAGAUUCCCUUACCGGAUGAUGAUCCGUAUGCAAUGACCACUAUCUGUGCGACGAUGUACCACGACUUUAGUAACAUUCCGCGAAGUCUAACAACAGACCUAGUUCCUAGCAUAAUGAGACACGGGGAUAAAUACAAUUGUCACGAUGUUCUUACCCUAGCAUCCUAG
This is a messenger RNA of Bipolaris maydis ATCC 48331, 345 nucleotides long. NCBI's taxonomy places the organism in Eukaryota, Fungi, Ascomycota, Dothideomycetes, Pleosporales, Pleosporaceae. The record is from RefSeq and is a predicted model, not a curated record.